AAGAAUCCCCGUGAUACGAUCAUCGUAGGCUCAAGGGACGGUGCUUUAAAGUCGACUGGACGGGAAGCGUGAUCGUCGACCGACAUUCAGUAAGUCGUUGAGUCCCGCAUUUUCUCCCGACUUUAACUUCCGCAAGACGAUUCGAAGCAUUGGUGGGUAUGCUGGAAUAAUUUGAAUCCAGGAGGAGCCAUUUCUGCUGAUAACUUUUGCCAUUUCUUGGUGUGCUCUCCUGCAGCAGCUGUUUCAGAGGAUUUUCUGGAAUUUGUAUCUACAUGUCUGGCGGCUUCUUCUUUUCAUCUGUCGUGCAGAUUGGAAGUUCAAUUUCUUUUUUCCUCUGUGAACUUUCUGAUUAAUUUCGGAUUAUCAUCAGGUCCUUGUCCAUUUCUUCUACUUAUUGAGCGGUUUCUUGAUGUUCAAUUCGAUCCGUAAGUAGCGAACACUGUCUCCGGGGAGCGCUGGUUCUUGCUAACGAUACGGAGAGUUCGAAAAAGUGCCCAUCACAGCCUUCAUGGAUAUGCUCGCGCGAUUUCUCUAUACAUAGCCAGUAUAGUGAAAUCGUCGUCCCUUUUGAUGGUUAUUGAUUGUGACUUUUUGGCAGAUCGCGACGAUGUAAUUGCGAUGAGGCUCUCAAUUGGUAUGCCGAUGUCUCGUCAUAUUCUUUUGUCAUGAUACUUUAAGCUGGAAGCAGUGUCGGAAUGGACCGAGGUGGAAUCCAGAGGCACGUCUUGAGAAAAUAUGCAGAGUACGCCGGACAGAAUUGUACCCAAGCAGGUGCUAACCUCGCGAUUUGGAAGCCAUCGUUAGAAUCGUUCCCAGCUUGGCUACGGUGAUCUGAGGAGUCUUUGAGGAGUGAAGAACAUGAGAUAGCAAAACAUCAUGCAAAACUGGUUGCAAUGAGGACGUCCAAUAGUCACGAGCUCUUGUGGAUGGUGGCAGUUUCCACCUGCAUAAAACUCUUGUUGGUGCCAUCUUAUCACAGCACAGACUUUGAGGUACACCGACACUGGAUGGCCAUAACCAGUAGCCUUCCACUGGAAGAAUGGUAUCUGGAUGAAACAAGUGAAUGGACGUUGGACUAUCCUCCUUUUUUUGCCUGGUUCGAACGUUUCCUGGCCCUUUUUGCCAGUUACGUGGAUCCAAGGAUGGUGGAUCUAGUCGGAGGAUUGAAUUAUUCGAGCGAGACAGUCAUCUUGUUUCAUAGAGUGACAGUCAUGGCAGCCGAUAGUGUGCUAUACUGGGGGCUCUGGAGAUUUUGCCGUAAAUUUCCUAUAGAAAAACAGAGGAUAGUAUAUGCAGCUGUGGCAUUUUCUCCAGGACUUCUCAUGGUGGACCAUGUGCACUUCCAGUACAAUGGAUUUUUGCUCGGAAUUCUCUUACUUUCUCUCUCUUGUCUUCGAGAAGGGAGGAAUGUUAUGGGUGGCUUCUGGUUUUCAGUGCUCGUCUGCUUCAAGCAUUUAUUCGCAGUAGCAGGACCUAUCUACUUCGUGUACUUGCUACGGCAUCAUUGUAGGGGAUCCUCAUGGUUUGCCAAGUUCUUCGUCUUAGGUUCAACAGUUCUAUCGGUUGUGGGAGUGGCUUUUGGGCCAUUUAUUUACUACGGCCAGAUGGGUCAAGUGUUGAAGAGGCUUUUUCCUUUCGGAAGAGGUCUGUGUCAUGCGUACUGGGCACCUAAUUUUUGGUCUCUAUACAACACAACAGACAAAGUGCUUGCAGCCGCCCUAAGACUGCUGGGCGUGGAUCUUCCAACUCCAAAGGCAGCGAUGACCGGAGGCCUUGUGGGGGAUUCAUCUGGGCAUGUCGUUCUCCCGAAGGUAACUCCAGCGGUCACUGGGUUGCUUGUGCUAGUGGCGAUGCUACCUUGCAUGAUUCGAAUCUGGAGAAAGCCAAGAAGAUCUGAAGUUGUGCAGUGGAUUGUGUACUCAUACAUCUGUGGUUACAUGUUCGGUUGGCAUGUUCAUGAGAAAGCAGCUCUACACUUUGUCGUUCCUCUGAGUUUGCUUAUUGUGGACAGCGUGGAAGCUUCUGUAGACUUCGUCUUCAUCUCAACAGUUUCCUAUUACUCAUUGUUUCCACUCUUGUUCGAAGGCAAAGAAUACCCUAUCAAAGUUCUGUUACUAUUUCUUUACACGUAUGGUAUUACGAUAUACCAGACGCACUAUUUCGGAGAUUUGCAAGCUCGACAAUUGAACGAAAGUGGAGACGGUCAGACUGAGCCUGUUGAACCUACCGUGUCCAAAUCCAGUUUUUCUGCAUCCAAGGUCAAUUGGAAGGUUGAUUACUCAUUUCAAGAGGUAGAGUUAAUUGGAAGCUGGAAGAAGCUUUACCUAUGUGGUCUAAUACCAGUCGAACUUUACUCGCAGUUUCUGCAUCCUUUUGUCUUCAAAGACCGCCUUCCGUUCGUUCCUCUUAUGUUAAUCUCAGUUUAUUGCGCAGUAGGCCUUUUCUACUCCUGGGCAAAGCAACUGAGAGCAUGUUUCAAGGAGUCAAAAUCGGAGGUUCUUUCGAAAGUACACUGACAGACAUUAGGAAUCUAGUCGAGGCCUGCAGAGCUGCUCAAUUUUGUAGUCAAUUUUGAAUGAGGGCAAACCCGUUGAACAUUCCACACCCAUCUGAGUUUUGAUUCUUACACGGACGGAUUAAAGCCCGACCGAGGAUUCUGCUUCAAAACAUCUGUCUCAUUAGGUUCUGUCUACCAUCACAUCAGUACCAUGUUUGGCUAAUAUUGUCAGCCAGGAAGCUUCAUUGAUUAACUACCCGCUUGCUCUGUUGCUUAGACAACGGUGGGAAAUACAUUCAGGUGAUUACAAUGAGCCCGUGAGGCGCGCAACCAAACGUACGGUGAAUAUCCCAUAAUCACGCGUGUCUGUUCAAAAGCAUUGCUAAAGAGAGAUGAAAAGAGAAUAAAAUCCAGGUCAGUAGAUCUGCAAAUGUGAGUACAGUGGUCGCGAGUGAUAUCUGAAGUCAUUAGGACGGAAAGAACUGCAAGUAAAUGAAGAGUAAGUCAAUAUCCUAUUUAUCUACCAGACGAACUCUCUCAAUAGUGUGAUUGGAUUCUGAAGUGACCACCACAAUUAUCUGGAUGG
Molecule: messenger RNA, 3083 nt
Organism: Marchantia polymorpha subsp. ruderalis
Lineage: Eukaryota; Viridiplantae; Streptophyta; Marchantiopsida; Marchantiales; Marchantiaceae
Source: the annotation of a GenBank genome assembly